Messenger RNA from Nanorana parkeri, 1773 nucleotides. It is a transcript of the gene RMND5A, whose product is annotated as required for meiotic nuclear division 5 homolog A. The record is from RefSeq and is a predicted model, not a curated record. Gene Ontology annotation, biological process: proteasome-mediated ubiquitin-dependent protein catabolic process. NCBI's taxonomy places the organism in Eukaryota, Metazoa, Chordata, Amphibia, Anura, Dicroglossidae. Bases 214 to 1389 code for a protein of 391 amino acids. The transcript has 9 exons. Gene Ontology annotation, molecular function: protein binding; ubiquitin protein ligase activity. Gene Ontology annotation, cellular component: GID complex; cytoplasm; nucleus.
UCGCCCCCUAUGACCCGUAAUGGUGUGGUCCCGGUAAAACAGGUCAAUGUUGAGCUCCGUUAAAAACAAAAACAAGCGGCGGCGAUAGAGUACCGGAGACGGGGGAGGGGAGACGUCUAAGGUGUUGUUCUUGUCCGGGUUGUGUUGGCGGGGCUCGGGACGCUCGUGUGUGAGGAAGAGGAGGCCGUCGCCGCCGCUCCCUCCUCCGGGGAUAUGGAGCAAUGUGUGACGGUGGAGCGGGAGCUGGACAAGGUGCUGCAGAAGUUCUCCGGCUAUGGACAGCAUUGCGAGCGCAGCCUGGAGGAGCUCAUCGAUUACGCGGGCGGCCUCCGGAGGGAGAUCAUGCAGGCCUCCGAUCAAGAUGGUGAAUUAUCGGGAACGUUAUCGCUCGUGUUAACACAGUGUUGUAAGAGGAUAAAGGACACGGUGCAGAAGCUGGCCUCUGACCACAAAGACAUCCACAGCAGUGUGUCCAGAGUGGGGAAAGCCAUUGAUAAGAAUUUCGAUGCAGACAUCAGCAGCGUGGGCAUUGAUGGCUGCUGGCAGGUGGACAGCCAGCGUAUCCUCAAUGAAGUGAUGGUGGAACACUUCUUCCGGCAAGGGAUGUUGGACGUGGCUGAGGAACUGUGUCAGGAAGCAGGCCUCUCGAUAGAUGCAAGCCAAAAGGAACCAUUUGUGGAACUUAACCGAAUAUUGGAAGCAUUGAAAGUUCGAGUUCUCCGGCCAGCCCUGGAGUGGGCGGUGUCAAACAGGGAAAUGCUGAUGGCUCAGAACAGCUCUCUGGAGUUCAAGCUGCACAGGUUAUACUUCAUUAGUUUACUGAUGGGUGGAGCAGCCAACCAGAGGGAGGCGCUACAGUAUGCCAAAAAUUUCCAGCCAUUUGCUUUAAAUCACCAGAAAGACAUCCAGGUGCUUAUGGGAAGCCUUGUGUACCUGCGGCAGGGUAUAGAGAACUCUCCUUACGUUCAUCUGUUAGAUGCCAACCAGUGGGCGGACAUCUGUGACAUCUUCACCCGGGAUGCCUGUGCUCUGCUUGGUCUCUCUGUAGAAUCUCCUCUCAGUGUUAGCUUCUCCGCUGGUUGUGUGGCUCUUCCAGCCUUAAUUAACAUAAAAGCAGUCAUUGAACAGCGGCAGUGCACUGGAGUGUGGAACCAGAAGGACGAAUUGCCAAUUGAGGUGGACCUUGGCAAGAAGUGCUGGUACCAUUCUAUAUUCGCCUGUCCAAUCCUUCGUCAGCAAACCACAGAGAAUAAUCCUCCUAUGAAACUUGUUUGUGGACACAUAAUAUCCAGAGAUGCUCUAAAUAAAAUGUUUAAUGGUAGCAAAUUAAAAUGCCCGUAUUGCCCGAUGGAGCAGAGUCCUGGAGAUGCCAAACAGAUCUACUUCUGAAGACAGGGACUUGUUCCUCUAGUGCUGGAUGGCCUCAUGGGGUUUUUUGUUUUUUUUUAAAGUGCAUUUGAUAAAAGGCGGGGAGUUGAAAUUGUUCCCGUAUUCCCAGAGAAUGCAGAAACCCAUCAUCCUGAAAGCCAGUUCCACCAAGACACUACUGAGAUGUAAAAUUCUGACAAUAAAAUGUCUUGAAUGGACCAGGAACCUUCCUGUCCCCCGGUCUCCAUACCUGGCCAAGCACCAGCAUUGGUCAAAUCAUGCAGGUUUUUGUACUUCCUAAGCAAAAGAUGAUGUAAACAUUUUUAUUGUUCAUUCCCAAAAUACUCUCAAUCCUCUCCUCUUUUCUGAAGUGGGUUAUAUAGGCAAAACGUUGAAGCGCUCUCA